AUGGGGGGGCGCGGAGGAGACGCCGGAAGUAGCGGUGGUACGGGUCCGACGGAGGGGUACUCACCACCGGCUGGGUCCACCCGAGCGGCGGCCAGGGCCAAGGCCCGAGGGGGUGGGCGUGGCGGCCGCCGAAGCGCCACAUCCUCGGUUCCGUCUUCUCGCGGAGCGGCGCCGGGGCGGCGCUCCCCUCCACCAGCUGCCAUGAGCGAGCGCCUCCGCCCCAGGAAAAGGAGAAGGAAUGGCGGCGAGGAGGACAGCCACCUUCCCCCCCAGACCAAAAGGAGCAGCCGGAACCCCGUCCUUCAAGACUCCUGGGAUACAGAGUCUUCCAGCAGCGAGAGCGGCGUCAGCAGCAGCAGCAGCAGCAUCAACAGCCCGGACCGGGCCAGUGGGCCCGAGAGCAGCUUAAACCCAGGCAGGGCCGGCUCCAGCCCCACCACGCCCCAGCCUGCGCCCGAGCAGUCUGCGCUCUGCCAGGGCCUGUACUUCCACAUCAACCAGACCCUGAGGGAGGCGCACUUCCACAGCCUACAGCACCGCGGCCGGCCUCCCACAUGAUGCCCGGCCGGGCUGGCCUUCUGUGAAGGGACAGCGCUGGGCAGGGGCUGCUUCAACCCAACGACCGCUUCUCAAGAAUUGCACACAAAACAAACAAAACACAAACAGGUGCCUGUGGGCUCUUGGGUCUGUCUGAGAACAGGUGACGGGCCGUCAUUCCCGGGUGGUUUUGCUGCACGCGUGCAGCCUCAGAGGGGGCUCUGGACCGUCUUUUAUAGGAUUCUUUUAGGGGUACGCAGCCUGCAUUGGCCCCCUCGUCUGCCCACAGAUCUGCCCACGAACGCUCUCUGUCAAUGGCCUUUGAACAUGCGGGGCCUUCAGUUUUUAACUCAAUAAACUAGUGAAGACUGUCUAGUUUCUGUGAGAAGAAAUUAAGUCUCCCUCCACCCCUCCCACAAAAGCUAGAAAGCUCGCUGCAGCCCUGCACUGAGACGACCUGCUGUACUACCUCUGAGUGUGUAGCUCUCGAAGCCCUCCCCUCUGACCAGCCUGGACGGGGCCAGUGGAGCCCACCCUCCGUCUCCAGAGGGAAGGCCUACCCGGCCCUGCGGCCCCCAGAUAGCACGUAACACCCUCCACCCGCCUUCCUCCGGAGUCUGUCAGAUUCCGUCGAACACCUCUCGCAGAUCCCAGCAGAACACCGAGCUCAGGCUUACUCGCAGACCUGUGGCUUCAGCAGCUGCCGGGGUCUCAUGCCCGAUCCGCCCUGUGGAGGUGCUUGCUAAGGCACCGACGGUGCUGACACUGGGGACCCUUCCAGAACCGACGGCCAGAGAACAAGGACCCAAGGACCUCAUGGCUCCCAGAGCCACUGGCAGCACCCGGGAGUCACAGUGCCAGCCCCUCCCCAGCCCGCAGGGGGUGUGGCGAGGAAGAAGGGCAGAGGUGGGCCUGACGAGGUGGCAGUGUUUAUUGAGGGGCGGGGCUGCCGUGCUACUUGGUCAUGUUCGAGAGCCACCCCAGUUUGAACAGCGAGGACGACGGGGACGUGUCCUCCUCCUCACUGACCAGCUGUCUGAAGAAGGUGCCGGGAAGCGUUGGGUCAUCUGCCCGGGGGACAGCCGGGAGGGCAGCCUGCAGAGGGAUGCGGAGGAAAGUGCCUUAGAGAACCACCGCCCUCCCCUUCCCCCGCCCCCCUGCAGAGCAGAGCCCGGUUGGCUCUCCGAGGGCUUGGUGGAGUGUCAGGAUUUGUUCUGAAGCAUGUCUGGGUCUCCGUGGGAACAGGAAGGCUGCAUCGCCAGCGCUUUGUCCACCCGUAAAGCCGACCGGGAGGCCCAGCCGUGCGAGCUCAAACCCACGUGCAUGCAUGGGUCAGAUACCCAGAGUGACUCCCGCGGGCCUAGCACGUGCCAUCCGGCUGCAACAAAACGUGUAUGGAACAGCAGACUCCCUAUCUCCCAAGACUCCAGCAAGUUCCCUUGUUACUUCACACCCACCUGGAAUCUGGACUUGCCUCCACCCCAAAUAAAACCCCAAGUAAGAGCCACCACAGUGCUUGGGCUGGCCCCUCACGCAUUGACUUGCUAAGUCAAAAGCCUCCCUCCCAGCAUCCCAAUUCUUGAUGCCUGGGGCCCAUUUCCGUUGGGACUGCCUGGUAGCCAACAUGGGCGUCCCCACCUGCUAACAGCUCGCCUGGUAACCUGUACUACCCGUCGCGCCGCCAUUAAAAGCAGCAGUAGUGCA
Molecule: messenger RNA, 2241 nt
Organism: Echinops telfairi (small Madagascar hedgehog)
Lineage: Eukaryota; Metazoa; Chordata; Mammalia; Afrosoricida; Tenrecidae
Gene: VCF1
Product: family with sequence similarity 104 member A
Exons: 3
Coding region: 1-558 (185 amino acids)
Source: RefSeq, a predicted model, not a curated record